GCAAGCGCCAUCCGUCGGCGCCGACUCCUCCCCCUAAGGCGGGAACACGCGGGGCCCAAGAUGGCGGCCAGCCGGUACCGGCGUUUUCUUAAGCUCUGUGAGGAAUGGCCAGUGGACGAGACCAAACGGGGCCGGGACUUGGGCGCUUACCUGCGACAGCGGGUAGCACAGGCCUUUCGGGAGGGAGAGAAUACCCAGGUUGCAGAGCCUGAGGCCUGUGAUCAGAUGUACGAGAGCUUAGCGCGACUCCAUUCAAACUACUACAAACACAAGUACCCUCGCCCCAGAGACACCAGCUUCAGUGGCCUGUCGUUGGAAGAGUACAAGCUGAUCCUGUCCACAGACAACUUGGAAGAGCUUAAGGAAAUAGAUAAAGGCAUGUGGAAGAAACUGCAGGAGAAGUUUGCCCCCAAGGGUCCUGAGGAGGAUCAUAAGGCCUGAGCUCAGGCCUUACCUCGUGCACAUACCUAGGUGUGGAAUCUUGUACAUUGCCAUCGUCAAUAAAACUGCCCCAGUUUCCCCUUGA
Pan troglodytes (chimpanzee) is the source of this 526-nucleotide messenger RNA. It is a transcript of the gene UQCC2, whose product is annotated as ubiquinol-cytochrome c reductase complex assembly factor 2. The transcript has 4 exons. Gene Ontology annotation, biological process: mitochondrial respiratory chain complex III assembly. Bases 61 to 441 code for a protein of 126 amino acids. Gene Ontology annotation, cellular component: mitochondrial matrix. The record is from RefSeq and is a predicted model, not a curated record. Lineage: Eukaryota; Metazoa; Chordata; Mammalia; Primates; Hominidae.